This is a messenger RNA of Mytilus trossulus (common blue mussel), 1314 nucleotides long. RefSeq names its product trichohyalin-like. The record is from RefSeq and is a predicted model, not a curated record. NCBI's taxonomy places the organism in Eukaryota, Metazoa, Mollusca, Bivalvia, Mytilida, Mytilidae. The coding region runs from base 1 to 1314 and encodes 437 amino acids. The transcript is spliced from 2 exons.
AUGGAGACGUUGAAGGAAUUGAAAGGAAAACAAGAGAAAGCCAUUGGUGAAUCGGGAGAACAAGAGAAAGAAAUAUUAAUGGAAUUUAUAGGAAAAGAGAAGGAACAGUUUACUAAAUUGAUGGGAGAAUCGUUAGAUAACCUUAUAAGAAAGCAUGGACAUGGAUUGGAAACUCAACAAGAGAAACUAUUGACUGAAUUGAUAGAAAACCAAAGGAAAGCACUAGAUGAAUUUGGACAACUCGAGAAAGAUAAGUUAACGGAAUGUAUAAAACAAGAGAAGGAAACAAUUAUUGAUUUGAUUGCAGAAGAGCAAAACAAAUGUAAAGAAUUAUUGGCUGAUUUAAAAAAGAAGCAGGGAAAUGAACUGACAAUAAGACAAGAAAAAAUACUGGCUGAAUUGAAAAGAAAACAAGAGAAUAACAUGGCGGAAUCUGAAGAACAAGAGAAAACAAAGUUAACGGAAUUUAUAGGAAAAGAGAAAGUAAAAUUUACUGAUGUGAUUGGAGAAGAGCAAAACAAACUUAAGGAAUUAUUGGCUGGAUUUAACAGGGAUCAAGCAAAUGAAAUGAAAAAACAAGAGAAAAUAUUCGCUGAAUUGAUAGGGAAACAAAAGAAUACCAUAGCCGAAAUGACAGAACAAGAGCAGAAUCAUUUAACAGAAUUUACAGGAAAAGAGAAGGAGAAGUUGGCUGCACUGAUUGAAAAAGAGCAAAACGAUUGUAAGACAUCGUUAGCCCAACUUACAAGAGAGCACGAACAUGACUUGAUUAAAGAACAAGAGAAACUGUUGGCAGACUUGAUAAGAAAACAAGAGACAAGUAUGGAUGAAUCGGCGAAACAAGAAAAGAGGAAGUUAAUGGAAUUUAUAGGAAAAGAGAAGGAAAAAUUUACUAAAUUGACUGAAGAAGACCACAACAAAUUUAGGGAAUCGUUAGACAACUUUAAAAGAGAGCAGGAAAAAGAAUUGAAUGCAAAACAAGAGAUAACCAUAGCUAAAGUGACCGAAAAAGAAAAGAACAAUAUAGCGGAAUUAAUAGGAACAGAGAAGAAAAUAUGGAAACAAAUGAUUGAAGAAGAGCACAAAACAUUUAAGGAAUCGUUAGAUAAACUUAAAAGGGAGCAAGAAAAUGAACUGAAAACAAAAGUAAAGGAAAUGUUGGCUGAAUUUAAAGGAAAACAGGAGAAAACGAUAGCUGAAUUAACAAAACAAGAGAAGGACAAGUUAACGGAAUUAAUAGAAAACGAAAUAACUAAAAUUACCAAAUUAAACAGAGAAGAGCAACACAAUUGUAUUUUGAUGCAAGGUGUGUGA